AUGUCAGCUGCAAAAUACUUCCCUGUUGAGCAGCAGGACACUACAGGAGGCAUGGUUCAAGAAAACCUACCAAAUACCACUUGCAAGUCUUUAUCCUCCCUCCCUCCGGAGCUGAAGAUGAAGAUCUUCAAAGAAGCCGACUUCGUCUCGCGGGUUUGUCUCGCUCUCACCGCCAAAACCUUCUACGCCACCUACGAGAAGACCUUUGGAAGUAUGCCGGAGCAACCUGUUGCUUUGCGCGAAAGAGUCGAAUGGUGGGAGGACGGAACAAAGUACAGGACAUGUUUGGGUGUCCUGCUGUGCAGCUGGGCUUCUACAGAGAGAGAGUUGUGGUACUGGUGGUACGGAGAUAGGUGGAUGACCGCGGCAAAGUGGAUAGAAGUUGUCAAUUUGUGCAAGAUAACAAGACUCUACCCUUGGGCUGUUUACAGGACAUUGGAAGGCAUGAAGGGAUAGAACAGACACGGGGCGAGCUUGUCAUCUG
This is a messenger RNA of Hyaloscypha bicolor E, 484 nucleotides long. RefSeq lists its product as uncharacterized. Lineage: Eukaryota; Fungi; Ascomycota; Leotiomycetes; Helotiales; Hyaloscyphaceae. Bases 1 to 456 code for a protein of 151 amino acids. Gene Ontology annotation, molecular function: protein binding. The record is from RefSeq and is a predicted model, not a curated record. The transcript is spliced from 2 exons.